GUGGGGUCCCGGGUGUCUGCCUUACCUGAGUGUUGACAGGGAAGGAGCUGAGAGGAAGAGCAGAUGGGGAACUUACCAAGGGACGCAGAGCUCUGCAGGGAGACCACUGAGGAAAAGGUUGAAAGACCAGGGCCCAGAGUGGCCGUUGGCUUAUCCAGAAGACAGCUCUUUUAGGAGAAGGCUUACCCAGCUGGCACUAGAGGGAAAUGCCUGAAGAGGAAGGAUGGCGAUGAACAAGGGCCCAACCCUGCCGGAUGGAGACCUCCCUGAGCAGGAGAAUGUGCUCCAUAGAGUCCUGCAACUGCCUGUGGUGAGCGGCACCUGUGAGCGCUUCCAGAAGACCUACAACAGCACCAAGGAAGCCCACCCCCUGGUGGCCUCUGUGUGCCAUGCCUACGAGAAGGGCGUGCAGGGUGCCAGCAAUCUGGCUGCCUGGAGCAUGGAGCCGGUGGUCCGCCGGCUGUCCACCCAGUUCACAGCUGCCAAUGAGUUGGCCUGCAGAGGUCUUGAUCACCUGGAGGAAAAGAUCCCAGCCCUUCAAUACCCUCCAGAGAAGAUCGCCUCUGAGCUGAAAGGCACCAUCUCUACCCGCCUUCGAAGCGCCAGGAACAGCAUCAGUGUGCCCAUCGCAAGCACUUCGGACAAGGUCCUGGCCAGCUGCGAGCUUGCCUUGGGGGUGGCUAAAGAGACAGCAGAGUACGCUGCCAACACCCGAGUCGGCCGACUGGCCUCUGGAGGGGCUGAUCUGGCUCUGGGCGGCAUUGAGAAGGUGGUCGAGUUCCUCCUGCCACCAGCCAAGGAGGAGUCAGCGCCUGCUUCCGGACGACACCGUGCCCAGAAGACUCCCAAGGUCAAACCGAGCCUCAUGAGGAGGGUCAGCACCCUGGCCAACACUCUUUCUCGGCACACCAUGCACACCACUGCCUGGGCCCUGAAGCAGGGCCACUCUCUGGCCAUGUGGAUCCCGGGUGUGGCACCCCUGAACAGCCUGGCCCAGUGGGGCGCCUCAGCAGCCAUGCAGGUGGUGUCCCGGCGGCGGAGUGAGGUGCGGGUGCCCUGGCUGCACAACUUGGCAGCCUCCCAGGAUGAGAGCCACGAUGACCAGACGGACUCGGAGGGAGAGGAGACGGACGAGGAGGAGGAGGAAGAGGGGUCCGAGGCUGAAGAGAGCGUCAGGGAGGUAACAGCCCUGCCCACCCCGAGAGGCCUCCUGGGUGGUGUAGUACACACUAUGCAGAAGACUCUCCGGAACACCAUCUCAGCAGUGACAUGGGCACCCGCAGCUGUGCUGGGCACGGUGGGAAGGAUCCUGCACCUUACGCCAGCCCAGGCUGUGACCUCCACCAAAGGGAGGGCCAUGUCCCUGUCCGACGCCCUGAAGGGUGUCACUGAUAACGUGGUAGACACUGUAGUACACUAUGUGCCGCUUCCCAGGCUGUCCCUGAUGGAGCCCGAGAGCGAAUUCAGAGACAUCGAUAACCCGCCAGAAGAGGCCGAGCGCAAGGGGUCCGGGGCGAGGCCGGCCAGUCCAGAGUCCGCGCAGCGCCCAUGCCAGCCUCGUGGCAGCUCGCGCAGCGUGCGGGGGCUCAGCGCGCCCUCCUGCCCCGGGCUUGACGACAAGGGGGAGACGUCGGCGCGUCCGGGCUUCCUGGCCAUGCCCCGGGAGAAGCCUGCACGCAGGGUCAGCGACAGCUUCUUCCGGCCCAGCGUCAUGGAGCCCAUCCUUGGCCGUGCACAGUACAACCAGCUGCGCAAGAAGAGCUGAGCCGCCUGUGUCCCUGCUAGCCCCGGCGCCACCGCACGGAAGGGUUGCUUCUCCACAAGGAAACAGAAACGACACUUCUAAUGGGUCUCUCCUUCAGGGGGGCCCCUUGGUAGCCUGAGCCACACCUCCACAGUGCUGUCGAGGCACACAUCGCUUCUAAAGCAUCCUUUGGGGGCCUGACCAUCACAGGCAGUUUUUAAGGGGCACCAGAGCAGCGGACAAUUCUCAUUUCAUGGCUUUCUUUACUUUUCUUUAACUAAAAAAGUAAUUGCUUAA
Mesocricetus auratus (golden hamster) is the source of this 2041-nucleotide messenger RNA. It is a transcript of the gene Plin1, whose product is annotated as perilipin 1. The record is from RefSeq and is a predicted model, not a curated record. Gene Ontology annotation, cellular component: lipid droplet. The coding region runs from base 224 to 1765 and encodes 513 amino acids. NCBI's taxonomy places the organism in Eukaryota, Metazoa, Chordata, Mammalia, Rodentia, Cricetidae. Gene Ontology annotation, biological process: lipid metabolic process. The transcript has 9 exons.